Phoenix dactylifera (date palm) is the source of this 2232-nucleotide messenger RNA. RefSeq lists its product as uncharacterized. Lineage: Eukaryota; Viridiplantae; Streptophyta; Magnoliopsida; Arecales; Arecaceae. The record is from RefSeq and is a predicted model, not a curated record.
GGCGUUGCCGGAUGGCCUGGUCAGAAACGUACCUCGUCACGUGACUGCGGCUCAACUCCUUGUUUCCUUUGUCUUGCCUGUUUUCCUCUUGAGCUGAUCAGUGAUCAGACUUCCCUGUGGAAGCUUUCUGGAAGAAUACAGUCUUCUAUGUUGAGUAACUUGUUUUUGCAUUUUUAAAAUUUUGUUUACAUAGAUCUGUGUGUUUCUUUUCCCAUGAUUAUAAUGUGAAGGAUUUCCAUUCUGGCUUCAUCAUGUGCAAAUAGAUGAAUUUGGGUGUUGAUGGAUGGUUUCAUAGAAACAAAGGAAGGAGGUUUUCUUUCUUUUUGCUUUUUUGUUCUGUUCCCCUUUUUCAAAUCUUUCUCCUACCAUUUUGCUCUUUUGUAAUCUUCUUUCCUCAUUCGUUAAAUGACUUUGUGGACUGGGUUUGAGUUUGAGCACUCGGUUGUUGAUCUAUUCAUGACGAAGAAUUCUAUUGGAAUAAGAAUAGAGAGUCUUCUCACAUAGCGGCAAAUUUUAAAUAAUCUUUAUUUUCCCCUUUUGGGCUGGAGUCUCUCUUGGUUUCAUUUUUGAUAAUUGUGUAUUUCACGUGAAUUGGGCAAUUUGGUGCUGUUGGACGUAUUCAUGGUUCAAAACAAAGAACCUACUAUAAGUGGCAACAAAAGGGGAAAAAGAAGGGGAAGAAGGCAAAGAGAGCUCUCUUGGAAUCUUCCAGUUAUUAUCUCUCCUCUAGCCUGCCUAUCCAUAGCUUUUGUGAACUGGAUUUGGAUUAAAUCCCUCUGCUGCUUUGUCUGGUCAUGCACAAGGAAGCCUGUCUGAAGAAGAAAGUCUCCUCUUUUUUUUUUUUACUUUUUCUUUGGUUUCCUCCCUUGUGAGCUCGACAUUGCAUUUCUGUUUCAUUCUGGAAUUGGCUUUUGAUGGAUUCAUAUUUUAAUUUGAUCUUGCAGAAGAAAAUCUCGAAAUUAGGAAGAGUAGGAGAAAGAGACAUUUGAGCUCCCAUAGCUGCCAUGGCCAUGCCGUGGGGCUCGGCUAUCUACCUGAUGAAGAUGGUGUGGAUGAUUUUGAAAGGCUGGAUCUCUUCAUGUCUGAUGGUCGCUAAUGAGAUUGCUCGUGCGCUCAGAACUGGAGACAUUGGUCCACUUCCUGUUGGCUGACCGUCCCAGCCUUCCUAAGUGUUGAGGCUACUACCUCAAUUGGUAUUCUGCAUCAAGAUCUUGGGUACCAUACACCUUCACAUGCCUUGGGCAAAAAAAAAAUGAAAAUAAAAUUUAGUGAGCAGUAAGGGAUCAGUGCAACGACGAUACAGUAGCAGCAUGCUUCAAGCUUACUUAGCCCAAUGCCGAUGCCUACUAGCGCCUACCUUCUCGGCUCAUGGCCGAUCGGUACGCAUGAGAUCUCAAUAUGUUUAUAAUUUAUAACUCAAAGGUUUUUCAUUAUUUCUUGUCAAACAUUGUAAGAGAUUCGUUUGUCUGUCUUCGCAAUGAAAAGUUCUGCUUGUUAUGCUUGCUGUCUAACAUGGUGGAUCCUAUCACCUGUUCUUUGCCUAAGAAACAACAGGUUGCAUGUCAAUGACUUUAUGGUGCUUUUGGUUCACUAAUCAAGUAGAUAUUGGCAUUUUAAAAGGACUUGAUUCCUUGGUCACUUUGAGGCCUUAAAGAAGUGCAAACAUGUUAGGUAUGUCUAGAUAUCUAAUACUGAAAUUAUAUGUCCUCAUAAAAAACAAAAAGUUUGAGAUGAUGCCUGAUGGUGAUGAUAUGUCUACUUUUUUUUUGUUUUUUGCCUUUUUCCCCCUACUUUUCUAAUGCCCCCAUAUCUUUCCAAGAAUGAUUACCUAGAUUGUAGCAGCAUGUUUCCCGUUCGUGCUUUAGUUUCCAAAAGCUUGUUAUUGCUAUCCAACCAAAAACACCAGGCAAUAGUCACCAAUCAGGCAAUCUUCUACCAAGCAGAAGAACGUAUUUAUAUCUUGGCAAAGGCGGCUUCAUGAAGGGAAGGCAUUUUGUAGAACUUGCUAGUAGUGUGGGUUCAAAAGUUUAAUUCAUUCAGCAUGCUUAUAGAUUAUUGGUACACAGGCCAAAUUUGUUUUGAAACAUGAUAGGGAAGCUUUCCACAGUCCGCAUGAACAAUUUGGAGCAAAUUCCUGGGUUAUUUGAUGGAUUUUCCUGCGUCAUUGUAUUAUGUUUCUAGGUUACUCCGACAACUAUUUAUUGAUUUGCGGUGCCGUUCAUUCUUUCAAUU